AUGGCUCUUAAACGGUUGCUGAUAUACGGUAGUCGUGGAGGUCUAGGCUCGGUGUGUACAGGAUACUUCAAGUCCAAAAACUUCGUACUUGAUUUCAAGGAAAAUCCAAAUGCUGAUCUGAGUAUUGUCAUCCCCAAUUCCGAAUCACCAGUGAAUCAACACGCAGUAAUAAACAAAUCAUUGCUUGAAAACCUGGCGGAACAUAAAUUAGAUGCCAUUAUUUGCGUUGCUGGUGGUUGGGCUGGUGGAAAUGCUUCUCAUAAUGAUUUCCUAAAGAAUAUGGAAUUGACCUGGAAACAAAGUGUCUGGUCGUCAUCUAUCGCAUCGUCUGUUGCUACGAAGUAUUUGGCAACGGGGGGCCUGCUCGUGCUCAGUGGAUCUGAAUCCGCACUAAAUGGAACACCUAAUAUGUUGGGUUAUGGAAUGGCCAAGGCAGCCGUUCACCACCUGACUAAAAGUCUGGCACUAAAAGGUAGUGGGUUGCCCACCGAUUGUGACGUGCUGGCAAUUCUUCCGGUGAUUUUGGACACACCAAUGAAUCGGAAAUGCAUGCCCAAAGCGGAUCGUUCAACAUGGACACCACUGGAAUUUGUAGCACAGUAA
Molecule: messenger RNA, 603 nt
Organism: Echinostoma caproni
Lineage: Eukaryota; Metazoa; Platyhelminthes; Trematoda; Plagiorchiida; Echinostomatidae
Source: the annotation of a GenBank genome assembly